AAAUUGUUCAUGAACAUAUUUAAUGAAGAACAUUUAGUACGUGAACGUACAUUGCUUACCAAUGUGGACGAGGGAAGAUCCUGUGACGAUGAUGAGCAGUAA
Cylicostephanus goldi is the source of this 102-nucleotide messenger RNA. Lineage: Eukaryota; Metazoa; Nematoda; Chromadorea; Rhabditida; Strongylidae. The record is from the annotation of a GenBank genome assembly.